CCCCGCCCCGGGAGGCCCCGCCCACCCGACGGGCCUAGCCCCGCCUUCAGCAAGCCGCAGGAUACCUGCGGGCCGCGCUGCGGGGCAGCUCCUCCUCCUCUCCGCCCCGCCGGCUGCGGGCGGGGAGGACGUCAGCGCUGCCAGCGUGGAAACCGCUGCGGGCCGCGGGAGGCGGAAGUAGUGCCCAGCACCGCGGGCCCAGCACCGGACGCCUCAGCCAUGGACGCGUCCCUGGAGAAGAUAGCAGACCCUACAUUAGCUGAAAUGGGAAAAAACUUGAAAGAGGCGAUGCGGAUGCUGGAGAAGAGCCCGAGAACAGAGGAGGAAAAUGGAAAGAAGCCAGUAUCUGAGGAUAUUCCAGGGCCACUCCAAGGCAGUGGACAAGAUAUGGUGAGCAUCCUCCAGUUAGUUCAAAAUCUGAUGCAUGGAGAUGAAGAUGAGGAGCCCCAGAGCACCCGAAUCCAAAAUAUUGGAGAGCAAGGUCACAUGGCUUUGUUGGGUCAUAGCCUCGGUGCCUAUAUUUCAACUCUGGAUAAAGAGAAGCUGAGAAAGCUCACAACCAGGAUACUUUCAGACACUACCUUAUGGCUACGCCGGAUUUUCAGGUACGAAAAUGGAUGUGCAUAUUUCCACGAGGAAGAGAGGGAAGGACUUGCUAAGAUCUGUAGGCUUGCCAUUCAUUCUCGCUAUGAAGACUUUGUUGUAGAUGGAUUCAACGUGUUAUAUAACAAAAAGCCUGUCAUAUAUCUUAGUGCUGCCGCUAGACCUGGCCUGGGCCAAUACCUUUGUAAUCAGCUUGGCUUACCCUUCCCCUGCCUGUGCCGUGUGCCCUGUAACACUAUGUUUGGAUCCCAGCAUCAGAUGGACGUUGCCUUUCUCGAGAAACUGAUCAAAGAUGACGUAGAAAGAGGAAGACUGCCCUUGCUGCUUGUUGCAAAUGCUGGAACUGCAGCAGUUGGACACACAGACAAGAUUGGACGUUUGAAGGAACUCUGUGAGCAGUACGGCAUUUGGCUUCAUGUGGAAGGUGUGAAUCUGGCAACAUUGGCUCUAGGUUAUGUCUCCUCAUCUGUGCUGGCUGCAACCAAGUGCGAUAGCAUGACACUAACUCCUGGCCUAUGGCUAGGUUUGCCAGCUGUUCCUGCAGUGACACUCUACAAACAUGACGAUCCUGCCUUGACACUAGUUGCUGGUCUUACAUCAAAUAAGCCUGCAGACAAACUCCGAGCCCUACCACUCUGGUUGUCUCUACAGUACUUGGGACUUGAUGGCAUUGUGGAGAGAAUAAAGCAUGCUUGUCAUCUGAGUCAACGGUUGCAAGAAAGUUUGAAGAAAGUGGACCACAUCAAAAUCUUGGUGGAAGAUGAGCUCAGUUCUCCAGUAGUGGUGUUCAGGUUUUUCCAGGAAUUACCAGCCUCAGAUUCAGCGUUUAAAGCUGUUCCUGUAUCCAACAUAGCACCUGCAGCAGUUGGCCGGGAAAGACACUCCUGUGAUGCACUGAACCGCUGGUUGGGUGAACAGUUGAAACAGUUGGUGCCUCAGUGUGGCCUCACUGUCAUAGACCUGGAGGUAGAUGGCACAUGUGUUCGGUUCAGCCCUCUGAUGACAGCAGAAGGGUUAGGAACUCGAGGAGAGGAUGUCGAUCAGCUCAUUACCUGCAUCCAAAGCAAACUACCAGUCCUGACCUGCACACUACAGCUUCGGGAAGAAUUCAAGCAGGAGGUAGAGGGGACAGCAGGGCUCCUGUAUGUUGAUGACCCCAACUGGCCUGGAAUCGGGGUUGUCAGGUAUGAGCAUGCGAAUGAUGAUGACACCAGUUUGAAAUCUGAUCCAGAGGGGGAAAAAAUACACACUGGACUUCUGAAAAAGUUAAAUGAACUGGAAUCUGACCUCACAUUUAAAAUAGGCCCUGAGUACAAAAGCAUGAAGAGCUGCAUUUACAUUGGCAUGGCAAGUGAUGAUGUGGACGUUUCUGAGCUAGUGGAGACCAUUGCAGUCACAGCCCGGGAAAUUGAGGAGAACUCAAGGCUUCUAGAGAACAUGACAGAAGUUGUUCGGAAGGGAAUUCAGGAGGCACAGGUUCAGCUACAGAAGGCAAAUGAGGAGCGGCUUCUGGAAGAGGGAGUGUUGCGGCAAAUCCCUGUAGUAGGAUCCGUGCUGAAUUGGUUUUCUCCAGUCCAGGCUUCACAGAAGGGAAGAAGUUUUAACUUAACAGCAGGCUCUCUGGAGUCCACAGAAUACACCUAUGUCCACAAAGUACAAGGUACUGGGGUGACACCACCUCCCACACCCCUAGGCACUCGAAGCAAACAGAGGCUUCCAGUCCGUCUCAUGUCCCUAGGUCAGAAGCCUUUUAAAAGGUCCCUGAGAGGCUCGGAUGCUGUGAGUGAGACCAGCUCAGUCAGCCACAUUGAAGACCUGGAAAAGGUGGAACAGCUGUCCAGUGGGCUAGAGCAUGACAACCUAGAGGCCCACAGCCCUGAGCAGCCUCCCAGGGCCACUGAUCUCACGGCCAGACAGACUGAGGCCCUGCAGAACCAGGCCCAGCAUCAGGAAGAUGACCAUUCACAGAUGGGAACCAGGGUGCAGAGACUUAAGGUUUAGCCGACCUGUAAACUCUCACCUCUAGGAUUUGCUUGUCAUCUUGCUGCAACCAGAAAUCCACUUGUGGGAAUGGCGUCCAGGAACACGGGCCUAUUCGGAGUUGUUCUGUCUUUGCAUCAUAAAUGCUAAUCAUCUAAAAGAACCAUUUCCAUGACAAGCUGUAAGGACACUGCCCUACCACUGCUAUAGGCUAGUUCCAAGGUUGUCUGUCCCCUUAGCUGAUAAGCUGCGCACAUUGACCUCCCGUAACAACAAGGCUGCCACCACCAAAUGCUUCCCUGUGCACUGCUGUGUUUACUUUUGAUGGCAAGCCUACAAGAAGACAACAUGCUGUCCUCUCAAGGGGAAGCUGAUGGUGAGAGGUCUCAGGUCACAUGUCCAGUGAGCAGCAGCAGGGCCUCAGAGCCAGGUAGGUCUGACUAAAGCCUGAAUUCCUCAUGGUUACACAGAAUACCACAGCUCCUUAUUACCACCCCAAGCAAGUAGUCAUCAUGUCACAUAAAAGAGUUCACAGUGCCCAAGACAGACAGCUCAUACCUGCCAUCAAACACUCAGGAGGCUGAGGCUGACCCAGAGAAGAGCACUGUGGGUUCCAGGACAGCCUGGAUGACAGUGAGGCCUUGUCUCACAAAAGGAAUAAAAGAAAGGUCUGGGUCUUUUGCUUUUGUUGCUGUUUGUCUGUCUUGUUUUUGAGACAGGGACUGACUGUGGUAGACCAGGCUGGCCUUUAAACUUUGGGAUCUUCCUGCUUUAAAAGUGUGCACCGCCAAGCCGGGCGUGGUGGCACACACCUUUAAUCCCAGCACUUGGGAGGCAGAGGCAGGCGGAUUUCUGAGUUCGAGGACAGCCAGGGCUACACAGAGAAACCCUAUCUCGGAAAAACCAAAAAAAAAAAAAAAAAAAGUGUGCACCACCAUACCUCCCCUGGUUUUCUGUGCUGCAGUAGGUCUCACAUACCUUGGGGCUGGUCUCAACUCCCGAAUGUGGGAUCACAGGUGUGCAUACCAUCACUACCAGCUCUGUGGAAGCUGAUUGGCCAUUCCUUGAAUUCCCAAAUCAUGCCAGUGGGAAUUUUCAGUUUUGAAAAGAGUACUCAAUAUUCUAAUUAUUAACUAAAUAACAAAAAGAAUCCUUUGCCACAGUUCCAAGACACCCUAGGCUACAUAGCAAAACCAAGUCAAAUGCAAAGUUUUUAAAGACAAGAUUAGGACUCCUGAAAAUUAUUAAAAGACUGGCAAAACAAAUGUCUGUCUCUGAACAUUUUCCUGAGAUGUUGUUAGCACUACACAAACAAGCAGACUUGGAGCUUGCUGGGGCCUGCGUUGCUGGCACAUACUUGAGACCAGGCACCUGUGCCCUGUGUCUUCAGUUGUUUAAGACAAGACAGGACCUCCCACUGAAGCGGAAACUACAUAUUCAGCAAGACUAGAAACCUCAAUCGUCAGCCUGUCUCUUCCCCAGUACGAGGACUGGAAGCAUGCACAGCACACCCAGCUUCUCAUGUCAGUGCUACAGAUCAUGCCUACAUAGCAUAACAUGUUUACAUGUUACAUAGGAUCGUGUUUGCCUUGACAUCCCAGGCUGGCCUCUACCUCACAGCAAUCCACCUGUAUAUCUCCUGAGUGUUUAGAUUAAAACUGUGUGCCAGGCUCA
Mus musculus (house mouse) is the source of this 4257-nucleotide messenger RNA. It is a transcript of the gene Pdxdc1, whose product is annotated as pyridoxal-dependent decarboxylase domain containing 1. The record is from RefSeq and is a predicted model, not a curated record. Gene Ontology annotation, molecular function: pyridoxal phosphate binding; carbon-carbon lyase activity. The transcript has 24 exons. The coding region runs from base 220 to 2604 and encodes 794 amino acids. NCBI's taxonomy places the organism in Eukaryota, Metazoa, Chordata, Mammalia, Rodentia, Muridae.